This is a messenger RNA of Pochonia chlamydosporia 170, 1212 nucleotides long. RefSeq names its product decarboxylase. The record is from RefSeq and is a predicted model, not a curated record. The transcript is spliced from 3 exons. Bases 1 to 1212 code for a protein of 403 amino acids. NCBI's taxonomy places the organism in Eukaryota, Fungi, Ascomycota, Sordariomycetes, Hypocreales, Clavicipitaceae.
AUGGAGUUUACGACGUCGCUGCUGAUAGAAUCGUGGAUUCUGUAUGCUUUGGGCGUGGCGAUUGUGAUUUGCCGCAUGGUUUCGAGGAGGAUUAAGCUUGGGAAAUGGAGGAAUUUGAUGAUUGAUGAUUAUCUCAUGGUAUUUGCGCUGGUCAAUUUCACAGGAGUCGUCGUCUCCAUCAACGAAGUCGCCAAAAAUGGCAGCAACUACAUGUCAGCCGAAGCCGCCGCCGCCCUCACACCCGAAGGCGUUGACCGCGCCGUCUACGGCAGCAUCAUGACAUUUGUGCUCGAGAUAUUCACCAUCACCGGCACUUGGACCAUCAAAGCCUGCCUCUUGAUUCUCUACGCUCGUCUAACGAGACACACCCUAACAAAACAGCACUUGCUAGUCAAGAUCGCAGCCGCCUACUGCGUGGUGACAUACCUCGUCGUAACAUUCAUGUUCGUCUUCUACUGGUGCAGCCCUACACCUGAGUACUGGGCCGUUCCCGUGAGAAUAGACCAAUGCGCCACGUACUACCACCACAUGAUAUUCGCAACAGCAUGCAACAUCUCGUCCGAUAUUCUCCUGCUCCUCAUCCCGAUCCCCAUCAUCGUCAAGACCCGACUCCCCGCCAAGCGAAAGAUCAUCCUCGUCUGCAUCCUUGGGCUAGGCGUGUUCAACAUCCUCGCCGCCAUUCUCAACCGAUACUACAACUUCAGCAACCCCAAUUCAUACGUCUUCUUGUACUGGUAUGUUGCGGAGGUCGGCAUCGCCAUGUUGGUGGGUAACAUGCCGCUGUGCUGGCCGGUUCUACGAGCGCUCUUCGGCGUCAACGACAAGACGGACACGCCGUCGUACCACGGGUACACGUUCAGCGGAGGGGGUCGCAAAAACAAGAAGCCCAAGAAUAUUCUAAGCACGACGAUGCUGGGCUCCACGAUGUGGGAUAAGCUGGAUGAGCAGGAGGAGACGGCGGGGACGAAGACUGAUUCACAUGAGCAGACGGUGUCGGACCAAGGGAGCCAGAUCGAGCUGGUUUUUCAGGGGCAUGCGCACAGUCAUCAUCAUCAUGCUGCUGUUAGUGCGAAUCCGGAACAGACUGAUGUUUCGCAGUCAUCGGCCGUUUUGUCGUCUGGGAGUAGUGGGCAGAGCCAGACGAGGCAGACGGGGGACAAGAUUAUGGUUGUUACCACGGUGGAUGUUUCGUCGACAGAAUCUCGGAAAUGA